CGCUCUUUCAACACGUAGCAUUCGUAGCAACACAAGUGAGGCAACAUUUGAACGAGUGAGGCAACAUGCCCGUUCUGUUGCCAAAGUCUGUUUUUCUCCUCUUUUUGAAACGUCAGUUUACAUUUGGAAGCAACAAAGCAAAGUACCGUUUGGACUGUAAUAGAGCGCGUGUGUUUGUACUUGAAUGUGUGUGUGUGUGUGAUUUUGCAUAAAAAAUUGUGUAUAAUUUGAAUUUGAAUUUACUACAUGCAAGAUCAAAUGUAUAUUUAACAUAAAAUAGUACAGUAGCAAAGUCCACAAUAACAGCAAAGAUGUGCAGCUGAUGGGAAAAACCUACCACUUUUAAACUAGUGCGUGGGAAAAAUCGAUCCACAAACUGUUUGCAAAGAACAUGAAAAAUGUUGGCUUAAACGAGAGACUCUGACAAAAACAACAACAACAACAAUUUAACUGUGAUACAUUUUUGCAGUACAAAUUAGUUAAAAGAAACACUUAGAAUAGCAAUAAAGAACUAAACGACAACUCCAACAGUACACUUAUUUUUUCAAGUGCAAUAAAACAAUUUUCGCCAAGAUUCUCAAGUAACUAAUUCAUCUCGAAACAUUCCUGCGCAACAUAAAAACAACAAAAUGGCUGUAAAAAUGUACUAGGCCAGCCCUCACAAUGUCUGUCCCUGUACGCUACUCUGCUGCCGCCGAAUACGCCGUCGUCGUUGAAAGUGGUUUGGAUAAUACUCUAACCCAAGAAGAGCAAUACCACCAACAACAACAGCAGCAGCAGCAGCAGCAGCAACUGCAGCAACAAUUCGAACAGCAGCAAUACGCGCAAUACCAACAGCAAUACGAACAGGAGCGGGAGCAGGAGGAGGCUCUUUUGUAUUGCCAAUUGCAGCAGCAGCUGGAGGCGGAGCAGCAGGCGUUGCGGCAGCAGCAGCAGCAGUUGAUGCAGCAGCGGUCAUCGAUGUUGAUGUCCUCAACGGCUAUGCCAGCACUUGAUUUGCCCAACAACAACAAUAUAAAUAACAACGUCGCCAGCAUCAAUAACCACCACCAUCACAACAACAACAACAACAACGUUAACAACAUGGAUGCAAUUAGCAUCAAUGCUAUCCUGGUCGAUGAUGAGCAACCAUCAACAUCGGCUCAGGCAGCGGCGGCUAUUUUAAGGGGCAAAUCAAUGGGCAAUGGCAUCGACGGGGGGGAUCAGAAUGCAGAGAUGCCAACUGAUUGGAUGAGGAUUGCGGACGAGGGCCGGUAUGGGACACCGGGUGCUGCUGGCUUGGAAUAUCAAAAGUACGAACAACAAACACUGGAAACUGAAGCUGGAACCGCAGGAGCUGGAGCAGCUGGAGCUGAGCCGACAGCGCUUAAAAAACUAGAGGAUCAAUUACAUGCGCUUAGCUCGGAUGAACUGUAUGAGACUCUAAAAGAGUACGAUGCACUGCAGGAUAAAUAUCAUACGGUAUUGUUGCUGCCCAAGGAGUCGAGGCGCGAGGUUACCGCCGGCGGACGUGAUGGAUCAGCGUAUGUGCUGCGUUGUCUGAAGAUGUGGUACGAGCUGCCGUCGGAUGUGCUGUUCUCGGCCAUGAGCCUGGUGGAUCGCUUUCUGGAUCGCAUGGCUGUCAAGCCGAAGCAUAUGGCCUGCAUGAGCGUUGCCUCCUUCCAUUUGGCCAUCAAGCAGCUGGACUUGAAGCCCAUACCUGCCGACGAUUUGGUAACAAUAUCUCAGUGUGGUUGUACCGCUGGCGAUCUGGAACGCAUGGCCGGGGUUAUUGCCAAUAAACUGGGCGUACAGAUGGGACAUGCGCCCAUCACAUCCGUUAGCUACCUGCGCAUCUAUUACGCACUCUUCCGCAAUUUGGCGAAGGAGAUUGGCGGUGAUUUCUUCAAAUUCUAUCAACAGCUCAUCAAACUGGAGGAGCUGGAGAAUCGUUUGGAGAUAUUGCUGUGCGAUGUCAAGACGACGGUCAUUACGCCGGCGACUUUGGCUCUAGUGCUCAUCUGCCUGCAUCUGGAUUUCCAUAUUAAGGAGUCGUACACACGCGGCAGUCCCGAACUGAAGCAUGUAUUUGAGUACAUACUCUUCCUGCAGCAAUACAUGAGGAUUCCCGAUCGCGUUUUCACCUGCGGUUUUAGCAUUGUCUCGGGCAUUCUGUCCCACUACAAUGGACAGAAUAAGGCGCCCUACAAGCAGCGGCUUGUCUGGAAAUUAUCCAGUCGCACGCUGCGCGUCCUGCGCCCGAUCAAUCGCUUCUCAUCCGAUUUGCCCACCAUCGAGGAGGGUAUAUCGAAUGCCCUAGAUGAUGGCCUGCGCUCGAGAACCGAGAGUAUUAGCUCCGAGGAGGAGGAGGACUGGCCAACUUCACCCAUUAUUCCAAUUUUCGAACAAUGUUAGUAGCACCCAGCAGCAAAGCAGCAGCCCCCAAUAAUAGGACAACAGGGGGAAGGGAUUGAAGCAGCAGCAGCAGGCAGGCAGGCAGGAAUCAUCAUCAUCUAUGCGUACAACAUUAGCAACAGCAGCAGCAGCAGCAGCAACAAAUUGUGGCAGCAGUAGAAAAGACAUAUCUACAGCUAAAACGAGAACUGAGUAACUGCUCCACAAUUCGUGUGACUGUGCGUGUGCGUGUGCUAGUGUAUGUGUGCAAGGGGUGUGCGUGUGUGUAUAUAUUGCUA
Messenger RNA from Drosophila novamexicana, 2672 nucleotides. It is a transcript of the gene CycG, whose product is annotated as cyclin G. The record is from RefSeq and is a predicted model, not a curated record. The coding region runs from base 664 to 2394 and encodes 576 amino acids. Lineage: Eukaryota; Metazoa; Arthropoda; Insecta; Diptera; Drosophilidae. The transcript is spliced from 6 exons.